This is a messenger RNA of Ipomoea triloba (trilobed morning glory), 2045 nucleotides long. RefSeq names its product putative E3 ubiquitin-protein ligase XBAT35. Gene Ontology annotation, molecular function: protein binding. Bases 255 to 1748 code for a protein of 497 amino acids. The record is from RefSeq and is a predicted model, not a curated record. The transcript has 11 exons. Lineage: Eukaryota; Viridiplantae; Streptophyta; Magnoliopsida; Solanales; Convolvulaceae.
UUAGCGGCUUUGAUAAUGUCGCCUAGUACGUGUUUCUUCUUCACGAAGGUAAGGCAAGGUCUUCCAUAGUUCCCUUUCCCAGUAUUUAGAGCUCUGACCCCACAAUUUUCUCAACGACCACUACAAAGCCCGAAAGCUUUUUGUUCGCUUCAUCUUUCCACACAGUUCAGGUUACUUGUAACCAGCGGCCAGAGGCCCUUUCUUCUUUUGUCGAUUUCUUCCCUAAACAUUUUCAGAAAAAAGAGAGAUAAAAGAUGGGGCAACAGCAAUCAAAGGACGAACUUCUGUAUCAGCAAGUGAAUUAUGGUAAUAUCGAAGGUAUCAAAGCUCUUCGCAGCGAUGGCGCUGGCCUUGAGUGGAUGGAUAGUGAGGGAAAGACUCCACUGAUAGUGGCUUGCAUGAAUCCCCAGCUUAUUAAUGUUGCAAAGACAUUGAUCGAGUUGGGUGCGAAUGUGAAUGCUUAUCGUCCAGGUCGCCAUGCUGGUACUCCCUUACAUCAUGCUGCAAAAAGAGGCCUUGAUCAGACUGUCAAGUUACUUCUUUCACAUGGAGCAAAUGCUUUGGUGAUGAAUGAUGACUGUCAAACUCCACUGGAUGUUGCAAGAAUCAAGGGGUUCAGCAAUGUUGUCCGGGCAAUUGAGAGCCACAUCUGUUUAUUCUCUGGUUGGCUAAGGGAGCUUUAUGGGCCAGGAUUUCUUGAUCUGCUUGCACCACAGUUGCUUUCGAGAAAAGUUUGGGUGGUUGUUUUACCAUGUGGUUCCCGAAAUCUCAGGAAGCCCUUCAAGUUGGAGCUUGCUAUGUAUGCAAGUGCACAGGAUGCUCAACCCCGCACAAUUGUUGCACUGUGGAAGGCCAAUUUGGAGGAACCCAAUUUUAGUCAGUCUGAUCCAAUAGUGAUUAUAUCAGAUGUUUCCAACAUCCCAAGGCGCUGGAGGCGAAGGAGAGGUAUCAUGGCCUCCCAACUUCCGGGGCAUGGACCUCGAGGAGCUAGGCAACUACGGGUUAAACUUGGAGCUGUACAAGAAAGUGAAAAACAACAGUUGCAGUUGUUUUGCAAUGCUUGCAAAGGAAUUCCACAGGUCACUCACUCGGCAUUUCCCUUCAAUCCCCAAGUCCCUGUUCUUCCAGCAACGGCCCCUCCUGCCUUAGAGGACAUGGAGUUGGCUAUGGCUCUCAGCGCCUCCAUGCAGCCUGCUACGCAUGAAAGACCGCCUCUCCUAAAUACGCACACAGGAUCUGGAGCAGUUGCCUCCACAAGUCAGACCAACCCCGUGGUACUUACCGCUCAAACGAAUAUCAUGGUGACUUCUACUCCCCAAAAGGGAAACGGUGAUAGCUGUGAAUUCGAAAAAGCUGGUCCAUCCAGCAAUGAGAUUCAGCAUAGCCAGACUUCCGUCAUCCAAACAAUGGUCGAGAGCCCUGUUCCCGCACCCAUCCCCUCAGCUCCUACGAUUACAGAUGAGGAAAUGGACAACGGUCCUAUCCAUUAUCCUUCAAUUGAUGAUAGCCCUGUUGAUCUUUCUUCACAACCCGUCGAGAAUGUAGCUGCUAAACCACAUGAAGACAAAGAUCAAUCCGAUGCUUCUUCGUGUGUUGUAUGCUUGGAUGCUCCAGCAGAGGGCGCUUGCAUCCCAUGUGGCCAUAUGGCUGGGUGCAUGUCUUGUCUGGCUGAGAUUAAGGCAAAGAAGUGGGGUUGCCCCGUCUGUCGUGCCAAGAUCGAUCAAGUGAUAAGGGUAUAUGCUGUUUAACUGUUUCAAGAGGAAGCAAUGGAACAAGUAUAUGUGGAACAGCUACGAUUGUGAGUUAUCUUUGGUCUAAGAAGUAUACUUUCACGGGGUAAAAUUUAUAUUAUUGCAAUGUAAUAUCAUACUAGAACUGCAGCAAAUUGUCAUUCAAUGUGAUUGUGGUAUUGCUUCUAUUUUGAAGGGGAAAAAGAAUGUAAAUAAAUAAGAAAGAGAAAUGAAAGAUUGUAAAUUUUUUGUGUAAAGUCACUAGACUAUCAUUGUUAAAAGUGAUCAUCCAAUUAAGAAAAAGGGUUUGAAAUG